CCAGAUAAAUUAUGAAUGAUAAAGAAUUUAGAAUUGUGUGCUGUAUUUCAGGGGACAUACAGGAUUAAGGUCCAGGCAGAAGAUGGUGGUCCAUCAACAGCUAAGGAAUUCAAGGUGGAAGAAUACGUCCUUCCACGUUUUGAAGUCACUGUGGUGCCACCCAAAUAUAUACUGGGUACAGACACUGAAUUUACUUUCACUGUAUGUGCCAAAUACACUUUUGGACAGCCAGUCAAAGGCAAUGUGACUUUGGUGGUUAACAAUGGUGGAUGGGGAAGUAGUAGGAAAAAGCACACUGUUACCAAUAAGAUAUCAGGCUGCAAAGAAAUAAAAGUGCUAGCUGAUGAUAUUGAGGAUAGUGAUUAUUAUGCAAGCAGGUUAAGUCUAACAGCAACUGUAACUGAAGAUGGAACAGGUGAAGAAUUCAAAGGUGAAGCAGUAGCUCCUAUUGAACGCAAAGCUCUGGAAUUUUUGUUUAUUGGCAAGGAAGAGUACUGUAAACCAAAUCUACCUUUCUCUGGAAAGGUAAAAGCUGUGUUCCCAGAUAAAACACCAGCUGCAAAUGAACCUAUGAAUGUGUGUAUUAGUGGACAAUGCAGAAACAUGAGUACUUCAGCUGAAGGCAUUCUGGAAUUUGUUAUCCCAAAAUAUUCAGGUUCCAGUGUUGAGAUAACAUCCAUCAAUUAUCCAAGAGUCAGAGGUUCAACAUCAAUGUGGAUUUCAAAAAUGUAUGAAUCAAGAUAUUCUCAUCACUUGAAAAAAUAUUAUUCUCCUUCAAAUUCAUCUUUGGUGAUUCGUGUUCCUGGAAAUCGUCUAUCAUGUAAAGUGUCUGGCCAUGAUCAUGAUAUUCCAGUCCUUUUUGCUGCUGUGAAUCAAACAAGGGCUACAUUUACUGUUCAGGUUGUAUCACGAGGUCAGAUCCAGUACUCGAGUUCAGCAGAGUACGAGCUAUCAUCUGGUAACUUACCAAUUAAUGAAGACCAUCUAGUAGAACCCUUGCCACCUCCCCCAGAACAUACAGUUACUGGAGUUAUUAACAUUCCAAUAAAGUUACCACACACAGCCUCACCCUCAGCCAAGGUUGUUGUGUGGUACACACGUCCAGAUGGUGAAGUUGUUUCAGACACUCAGAUCUUUGACAUAGAAAAAUGCUUGGAUAAUGAUGUGAAUCUUGUAUGGUCAGCUGCCAGAGUGCAGCCAGGAGAGCAGGCAACUUUAGAUCUGUCAGCUGCACCACAGUCUAUUUGCAGCUUAGGUGUGGUUGACAAAAGUGUUGAAUUACUGUCAUCUGAGAAUGAUCACCUAACACUUGAAAAGGUAUUUGAUAUUGUGGAGAAUGCCAUGGUCAAGGAUUGGGAGCUAAACCAGGCAAAUGACUAUGAGUACUGCAGAAAAAAGUUUAAUCAGGAUGACAAUAUAUCCAGACGCUCUGUGCAUGUCAGUGACAACGUUUUUUCAAAAUUCAAACGCUCUUUCUUCCCAAUAUUUUCCACUGACUACGUUGAUGCUCUCAAAAUGUUUGAUAAAUCAGGAUUGCAUGUCUUGACAGACUUGAUUACAGAGACGCGACCCUGUGAAAGGGAGAAUUUCCUAGUAACUGCAAUGCUCCCUUUACCAACAACAGUCCCAAUGACUGUAGUGACUACAACUACUAUUGCUCCAACUGCGCUGCCCCCUUUACCAACAACAGUCCCAAUGACUGUAGUGACUACAACUACUAUUGCUCCAACUGCAGUUGUAGAUUCAUCACAUCUGAACUAUGAUAAUCCUCCUCCAGCAAGCAGGAUAUUCUUUCCAGAAACUUGGCUCUGGAAUCUUGUGAAUCUGUAAGAUUCCUUGUUAGGUUUG
Penaeus indicus is the source of this 1848-nucleotide messenger RNA. Its product is annotated as murinoglobulin-2-like. NCBI's taxonomy places the organism in Eukaryota, Metazoa, Arthropoda, Malacostraca, Decapoda, Penaeidae. The record is from RefSeq and is a predicted model, not a curated record. The transcript has 11 exons. The coding region runs from base 16 to 1830 and encodes 604 amino acids.